CUUCCGGGUCAACCAACUGAGCUAGUGUUGCUGAUGUUGCGGGUCAAAGGCAGCUACUGCCUUAUGAUUUGGGGGAAAGUUGAGCAAUUCUCAGGGCUCCAUCAGAGGAACAUCUGGACUUGCUAGCGUUUGCGUGAACUCUUCGGAUCCCUGAUGCUAAGCCCACCUUACCUCAUCUUUCUCACACUCUGCCUCUGAGUUGCAGGGACGUCUGUUUCAUGGCCCCUGUUAUGUUCUUCUCAGAGUGACCAGCAGUGGACCUGCGAGGGGACUUACCCAAUGAUGCCCGUCACCACGCUGGGACUGGCACUCCGUCUCUGGCCUCUUUAUACCUGAGGACACGCACACAGUGGAAGAGCUGCUGUCAACAUCACGCAACUGGCCAGACAAGAGCUUCUUCCCAGCCACACCAAGGAGUGGACACCAUGGCUAAAGCUGUGCAGUCAUGGGGACAGCCGACGCACGCCACUGAGCAGACUCUCGAGGGCAGUCUUCUCCCCGUCAUGUCUUCCCAAGACGAAGCUGUUCCCCAGGAAGACAGAAGGAUGACCAGCAGCAAGAAGACCAAGGUUGAAGUUCUGUGUUCGGUGCUGUAGGAGACGGUGACGUUGAAGGACAUGACUGUGGUCUUCAGCGAGGAAGAACUGGGGCUGCUGGAUGCUGCCCAGAGGAAGCUGUGACGUGAUGCUGGAGAGCCUGAGGAAUGUGGCAUCCCUGGGGCAUCGGAUCGGGACUCCAGAUGGUUUGCUCAGGCUCAAGAGAGAAGACAUGUUUUGGCUGUUGACAGUGGCUCGCUGGAGCAGUGGGUCUAUGGGAGACAAGAAUCUAGAGGACAUGGAGUUUCUCGAGGAGGUGGGACUGAGGCACCUGCCACAUGAGGAGCUUUUCUGCUCACAGAUCUGGCAGCGAAUUACAAGGGAGUUAACCAAGGUUCGAGACUGCAGAGUACGUGUCGGAGAAAAUGGCUCUCCGAUGAAACGAGACAAUCGUGAAGACGAGUACAGCAAACAUUCCAGUCAAAAUUCAGUCUUUCAGGUUCACCACAGGGAAUGCCAUGAAGAAGAGGCAAAUGAGAGAGAUUUUGGUUGCAGCCACCAUCUUCGUACCAGUACAGGAGAAAAGUCCUACAAGUGUGAAAAAUGUCACAACGCCUCCCAUUGGUUCUCAAGCCUUCAGUCCCAUCAGGGAGUGUGUGAUAGACCCAGAUGGAACAAGUCUGUGUCACAGUUUAAAAUUUUCCGUCAGUGGCCACUGUUUCAUUAUCAACAGAGCAUGCCCAAUGGAGAAAACGCACAGGAAUAUGAGGCGUGUGGGAAUGCCGGGAAAAACUCCUCUGGUCAGACAGCUCUGUUCGUCCACACCGCAGAGGAACCCUAUUCAUGUGAGGAGUGCGGGGCACGCUUCAGUCAGAGCUCAUACCUUCAAGUCCACCAGAGAGUUCACACCGGAGAGAAACCGUAUAAGUGCGAGGAGUGUGGGAAGGGCUUCGGCUGGUUAUCACAACUUCAUGCUCAUCAUCAAAGCCACACUGGAGAGAAACCCUAUACGUGUGACGCGUGUGGCAAGGGCUUUAGUUACAGCUCACACCUUAACAUUCACUGUAGAAUCCACACGGGUGAAAAGCCCUAUCAGUGUGAAGAGUGUGGGAAAGGCUUCAGCCAGGCCUCCAACCUCCUGGCCCAUCAGCGCGGCCACACUGGCGAGAAGCCAUACCAGUGCGAUGCUUGUGGGAAGGGCUUCAGUCGUAUCUCUGAUUUUAACAUUCACAUUAGAGUCCACACGGGUGAGAAGCCUUAUAAGUGUGAGGAGUGUGGGAAAGGCUUCAGCCAGGCCUCAAAUCUUCUGGCCCAUCAGAGAGGCCACACUGGAGAGAAACCCUACAAAUGCAACACGUGUGGGAAGUCCUUCCGUAGGAGUUCAGACCUUAACGUUCAUUGUAGAAUCCACACAGGAGAGAAACCCUAUAGAUGUGAGAAAUGUGACAAAGUCUUCAGCCAGUUCUCAAGUCUCCAAGUGCAUCAGAGGGUCCACACAGGAGAGAAACCAUAUCAGUGCUCAGAGUGUGGGAAGGGCUUCAGUGUAGGUUCUCAACUUCAAGCCCACCAGAGGUGCCACACUGGAGAGAGACCCUAUCAAUGUGAGGAGUGUGGGAAGGGCUUCUGUCGGGCCUCCAACUUUCUAGCUCAUCAUGGGGUCCACACAGGAGAGAAACCAUACCGAUGUGACAUGUGUGGGAAACACUUCCGGCAGAGGUCCUACCUCCAGGCCCACCAUAGGGUCCACACGGGAGAGAAACAGUUCCGAUGUGAGGAGUGCGGGAAGGGCUUCAGUUGGAGCUCAUACCUCCAAGCCCACCAGAGAGUCCACAUGGGAGAGAAACCAUACAAGUGUGAGGAGUGUGGGAAGGGCUUCAGCUGGAGCUCAAGUCUCCUGACACACCAGCGAGUGCAUGCCGAGGACGAGGGGCAGAAGGACCUUUCUUCAUCAGGGGGUUCGUACAGGAAAUAGGCUCUACAAACUUAGGUUUUGACAUUUCAAGAGGGCGCCGAAAUAUCUAAUCUGAGCUGUUGCGGGGCAUGGAAAAGUUAACAUAGCUGGGCUUGUGUGUUAGAGCUGUACUGGGCUGCUACAUGGUUUGGGGCACCAGAGUGAACUGGGAAGAAUGGAUCUGUGAUCAUUUCAUCCAGAAACCCGACCCUUAUCAGACUGAUGCAAAUAAGGUGUCCAGGAAGUUGAACCUGGCCUGGAACCAAUUCAGAGCAUGGUCUACUCUGUGGAAUUUAACCCCCCCUCAGAAGGAAGAAGGAAGACAUCAUCUGCAGCUCAAUUUGCCUGCCUUCCCAGUGCCCGACACAUCAUACACCUUUGGCCAUUGUUAAGUAUCAAGAAAGGCAGUCACGGCAGCUCACGGUUGUUCUUGCAGCCCUCAGGAGGCUGAGGAAGGUUUUCUGUAGGAUCAGCCUAGAUUAAGCAGGGGAGCCCAUCUCAGCACACCAAUAGGGACAGGGAGCAGAGGAGGAGCAAUCAUUUGGAAGGUGGUUUGUUGUAAAAAUAUAAAAAAAAAAAAAGUAUGGCGGUCUUUUACCUCACUAGGUCCAACACCGCGGUGCCCCAAGAUAUCUGCUAGAUAUCUUGCCAGAAGCACACAUUCUUAUUCCAUGGCGGCCCAGACCAGCCGCCCCACACUCCAUUACACUUAAAUCUACACAUGAAAGAACAUACAACACAAUAACCUUAGAGCCAAUUGAUAAGAUAUAAUUGCCCACCUAAACAUACAAAGCCCAAUACACAUCCAUCCCUUAAAAACAUUUUAACAACCUGUGAAGGCACAGCAUGGAAUCUUAACGUCACCGGCCAUAUUCUCCUGCCACGGCUUCUCUCCCCCUCCCUCCUGUCUCUUCCCUUUUCCAUUCCCAUUCCCGUCUUCUCUUCACCCUUCAAACUUCUCUCCUGCCCAUUCUUCCUUCUCCUCCAAUAACAGGCCUCCUUCUCUCCUGUACUUGCCCCUCACCUGUAUUUACAAAUUCAAUGGGGAGAAGGUUCUGGUGAAGUCACCUGAGUCCUGAGUAGGCAGCUGUCUUUGGGGCAGUGGAAUUAGCAUCAAGAUACAGAUAAUGCCGGGGCAAACCCCUACAGAAGGUUUUUAUUUGGUUUUCUGUAAAAAUGCCCUCAGAAGUGUUCCAGAGGCUUGAAGGGCUUAUGAAUUAGGUGUCUGUGUACAUUUCUCAACCCUAUAGGAAAUAUCUGUAAAAUUCUAUGCAGAAUCUGUGCUUUGGACAGGACUUCAGUGUGCGUCAUGCGCAAAAGUCAUUUGUGCACUCUUGACAAGUAUGUGACUCCCUCCAACACAAGGUCUGUAGGGAUGCUCUCUUGUGCACUGUAUGGAAGCGUCCUCUGUAGAUAAAAAGCCUAUGGCCAAUGAGCUGAGGCAGGAUUAGAAGGCAGGACAUCUGGUGGGGAGAGGGGGAUUCUGGGAAAGUCAGGCACAGCAGAGGGAGAUUCGCCCCGAACCAUGAUGGAGACAGACACAGGAAGCUAAGAGGUAAGCAGGCAUGUGACACUCAUGGAAUAAAAUGAAUGGCCUAGGCGUUUAUCCAUA
Molecule: messenger RNA, 4099 nt
Organism: Rattus norvegicus (Norway rat)
Lineage: Eukaryota; Metazoa; Chordata; Mammalia; Rodentia; Muridae
Source: RefSeq, a predicted model, not a curated record